Messenger RNA from Branchiostoma belcheri (Belcher's lancelet), 1467 nucleotides. Its product is annotated as Golgi-associated plant pathogenesis-related protein 1-like. The transcript has 5 exons. The record is from RefSeq and is a predicted model, not a curated record. Bases 652 to 1149 code for a protein of 165 amino acids. Lineage: Eukaryota; Metazoa; Chordata; Leptocardii; Amphioxiformes; Branchiostomatidae.
UGUCCUCUUAUGAUCUGUCCACGUUGAUGCUUUUGCAAUCGCAGAAGUGGCGUGAGUCUUAUACUCUUGUCUCCCCUUGACAUUUUGAUGGGGCGAACAGAAGCAGUAGCCACGUGUACCGCAUCUUUGCAGACAUCCCAAAUGACGUUAGGCGGAUACAUCAUACAUGGUACCUGUGCGAGGAAUCUAGGGCCGUUUCAAAACACGUGGGAGGCUUGGUUUUAGAUUGGAAAACCGCAGAUAUACCACUGACAUUUCCUUCAGUGUUUGUAAGAUAGCGAUUCCCCCUAAACGAAUGGUUGAGCGAGCUGCCUUUCGUUCUUACCAUCACUAGUUGAGAUGUUGUAGACACCUGCCCACGAAAACACGGAACUGCGUGUUAUGAGGACAGCGCCGCUAUUCAAAGCGAACACCGCACAAGCUACCGUUAAACACGUAGAUUUUGAAACGCGCCGUAUGACGAAGUGGCUUCAAUGACAGCUAAUAAAAAAAACCUGAGGCGGUGCGUGAUGUAAUUAAGGCAUUUUAUCCAGCGGUCCGUAUCGUGUUCCACAGGAAUAAGACAGGGGUACCUUUUUCAAAGCACCGCUGGGUUCUUGGAACGUGCGAUCACCUGUUACACCUCUCCAACGAUCCAAACCGUGCGGCGCAAUGGGCAAAUCAGUAUCCAAGAAAAAGAAACAGCAAGAAAGGCCUGAGGAGAAGUUGACGUUCCAGCAAGAGCUCCUACAACUCAUCAACGAGUACAGAACCAAGCACGGGGCGCGGCCCUUAAAAAUGGAUGCCGGGAUGUGUAGACAAGCCUACAGGUACUGCAGAACGAUGGCGAUGGACGAGACACGCCACAGUAAGGAGUGGGAGGAGGGGAAGUUCGGAGAGUCCGUUCUGAUGAACAGGAAAGACAUCACUGCUCGCCAGGUGGCAGACAUGUGGUACAAUGAGUCCAAGGAUUAUAUAUACGGCGGCGAUGAGACGCAGAACACUACAGAGAAUUUCACCCAGAUGGUCUGGAAGAGUUCCCAGCAGUUCGGGGCGGCCAAGUACCUGGCCGAGAGCGGGAAGUAUUACGUCACAGCCCGGUACUCGCCCAGGGGGAACUGUCAAGAGGACGGCGGCUUUACCGACAACGUGCUGCCGGCGACGGGAUAGGCUCAUGCUGUAGAUACGUAAUCCCCAAUCCGGCGGGGCCCGGCCGGGCAGUUUGAGACUAUCUAGAGCCGUGCCUGAUCCUAGCCCUAGCCCAUUCUGGCAUAGAACUAGAUAGGGACGUUUCUGGACACGAUAGUAACCACACAUCCAGGGUUAGACACUCCUAAGUUGCUUGUACCCUGGUAUCAAGGACAUAAUGUCCUUGCUGGUAUCUAGCCAAGUUGACACUUUAGAUGAAUAAGUAUUAACAGUGUAUUAAGACAGAGAAAUAGGUCCUCGGUACAAAGAACAAAAUAUCAACCCGGAAGUAUUUUGUGA